Messenger RNA from Elephantulus edwardii (Cape elephant shrew), 2136 nucleotides. RefSeq names its product KRI1 homolog (S. cerevisiae) (gene KRI1). Gene Ontology annotation, cellular component: 90S preribosome; nucleolus. The record is from RefSeq and is a predicted model, not a curated record. Gene Ontology annotation, biological process: endonucleolytic cleavage in ITS1 to separate SSU-rRNA from 5.8S rRNA and LSU-rRNA from tricistronic rRNA transcript (SSU-rRNA, 5.8S rRNA, LSU-rRNA). The transcript is spliced from 19 exons. Bases 13 to 2136 code for a protein of 707 amino acids. NCBI's taxonomy places the organism in Eukaryota, Metazoa, Chordata, Mammalia, Macroscelidea, Macroscelididae.
CGCAGAGACGCCAUGCCGGAGCCUCGUAGGCCUUCGCCUCUGCGCGUGAAUGCGGCGUUCGCCGCGCGGUACGGCCGCUACCGGGAGCGCGAGGAGCUGCAGCGCCUCAAGGAUCGCUACGGGAACCGGGAUGGCGGCAGCGACUCGAGCUCCGAGUCCGACUCCAGCGAUGAGCACGUGGAAUUUGACCCACAAGAGGAACGGGACUUUUACAGAACUCUGUCCUUGUUGAAGAAGAAGGACCCUCGCAUUUAUCAGAAAGAUGCGACCUUCUACCAGAAAACAGCUUCAUCUUCGGAGAGUGAGGAGGAGUCGGAGGCUGCAAAGAAGCCGAAGCCGCAGCCCAUGUACCUGAAGGACUAUGAGAGGAAGGUCAUCUUGGAGAAAGAAGGCAAGUAUGUCGAUGAGGAUAACUCGGACGGGGAGGCUUCUGAUCAGAGACGUCAGCAUACUUUCUCCCCGAGUUACGCCGAGGAACAGAGACAGCUCAAGGAGAGCUUCCGGACGUUUGUGGAGGACAGCGAGGAUGAGAACAGUGCUGAGGAAGGCAGCUCAGGGUUGUUGCAGAAACGUGCCAAAACCAGGGAGGAAAAGGUCCAGGAGGAGGCCGACUAUGUCGAGUGGCUGAAGGGGCAGAAGGAGAUUGAGAACCCAGAGACCCUGAAAGAACUGACCCACCUCAAGGACUACUGGAACAACCCUGAGCUGGACGAAGGGGAGCGGUUCCUGAGGGAUUAUAUUCUCAACAAAGGGUAUGAAGAGGAAGGAGAUGAAGACGAAGAGGAAGAAGAGGAAGAGGAGGAGGAAGGGACCCUUGGCCCCCCGGUCCAGCUGGCUGUGGACGACUCCUCAGACGAGGGCGAGCUGUUUCUGAAGAAGCAAGAGGACUUUGAGCACAAAUACAACUUCCGUUUUGAGGAGCCGGACUCUGCCACAGUCAAGACCUACCCGCGGAGCAUCGCAUCCUCUGUGCGCCGGAAGGAUGAGCGCAGGAAGGAGAAGCGGGAAGAGAAGCGGGAGCGGAAGAGGAGGGAGAAAGCCAAGAAACGGGAGGAGCUCAAACAGCUCAAGAACCUGAAGAGGAAGGAGAUUCUGGCUAAGCUGGAAAAGCUGCGGCAGGUCACGGGCAACGAGACGCUGGGCUUGGAGGAGCGGGACCUCGAGGACGACUUCGACCCCGCCAGGCACGACCAGCUCAUGCAGAAGUGCUUUGGCGAGGAGUACUAUGGCACCAUGGAGGAAGAGAAGCCGCAGUUUGAGGAAGAGGAAGGGCUUGAAGAUGACUGGAACUGGGACACGUGGGCUGGGCCGGAGCAGGACGGGGCAUGGGGCCAGCAGGACCUACACUGUGAGGACCCUGAUUUCAAUAUGGACGCUGACUAUGACCCCAGCCAGCCCCGGAAGAAGAAGCGAGAGGCCCCCUCGACAAGCAAGAAGAAGCGCAAGUCCAAGUCCCCAUUUGCCGCGGCUGUGGGGCAGGAGAAGCCCGUGUUUGACCCUGGGGACAGAACGUUUGAAGAAUACCUUGAUGAGUACUACCGACUGGACUACGAGGACAUCAUUGACGACCUGCCCUGUCGGUUCAAGUACCGCAGCGUGGUGCCCUGCGACUUUGGGCUCAGCACGGAGGAGAUCCUGACAGCUGACGACAAGGAGCUGAACCGCUGGUGCUCCCUGAAGAAGACCUGCAUGUACAGGUCUGAGCAGGAGGAGCUGCAGGACAAGCGGGCGUACAGCCAGAAGGCCCAGAACGUGUGGAAGAAGCAGCAGAUCUUCAAGUCGCUCUGCUCAGAGGAGAUGGAAGUGCCCUCGGAAGCCACAGGAAAGCCACAGAGCAACAAAGCCAGCCCGCAGGGGCAGCUGCCAGUGCCUGAUGAGGCCCGUGGGAAACAACCCCAACCCGAGAGCCCCCCAGCACAGGAAGAGGGGGCCUCCACGUCAGCCCCUGAGAAGCCAGCCUCCCAGAGGCGGAGGCGGGUCAAGAAGGCACGUCUGCUGGGCCCCACGGUGACACUUGGAGGCCAGGAGUUCAGCCACCAGAGACUGCAAGCCUUUGGCCUCAACCCUAAGAGGCUGCACUUCCGUCAGCUGGGCCGGCAGCGGAAGAAGCAGCGAAAGGCCAAGGGCACCCCCUGA